AUGAUUGGUAUCGGAAUGGAAGGCUCUGCCAACAAACUUGGCGUGGGCAUCAUGCUACACCCCAACGACGGCAGCCCGCCUCGAGUCCUCGCGAAUGUCAGACACACCUACGUCUCCCCUCCCGGUGAGGGGUUCCUCCCCAAGGACACGGCGCGACACCAUCGGUCGUGGGUGGUGAAGCUGGUGAAGAAGGCGCUCAGGGAUGCUGGCGUUUCUGUCAAGGAUGUGGACUGCAUUUGCUAUACUAAGGGCCCCGGGAUGGGUGCGCCUUUGCAGAGUGUGGCUGUCGCGGCGCGGAUGUUGAGCUUGUUAUGGGGGAAGGAAUUGGUUGGAGUGAAUCAUUGUGUUGGACAUAUCGAAAUGGGUCGAUUGAUUACAGGCUCCACAAACCCCGUCGUACUCUACGUCUCCGGAGGAAACACACAAGUAAUCGCAUACAGCUCGCAACGAUACCGCAUCUUCGGAGAGACCCUCGAUAUCGCAGUUGGCAACUGUCUGGACCGAUUCGCCCGCACAUUACACAUCUCCAACGACCCAGCGCCGGGGUACAACAUCGAGCAAUUGGCCAAGAAGGGCAACAAACUGAUCGAGCUUCCUUACACCGUCAAGGGCAUGGACUGCUCAUUCUCGGGAAUCUUGGCUGCCAUUGAUGGAUUAGCAGCAAGCUACGGUCUAGGUGGACAGGGCAAAGAUGACGAAAGUAAUGGCGACGAUGAUAAACCCACCCGCGCGGACCUGUGUUUCUCACUCCAGGAGAACAUUUUCUCGAUGUUGGUUGAGAUUACAGAGCGCGCCAUGGCACAUGUCGGUUCGAAGGAAGUCUUGAUCGUCGGUGGUGUAGGAUGCAACGAACGACUGCAGGACAUGAUGGGGAUCAUGGCUCGAGACCGUGGUGGUAGCGUCCAUGCGACGGACGAACGCUUCUGUAUCGACAACGGAAUCAUGAUUGCGCAGGCUGGUAUGCUCGCCUACGAAACAGGUCUCCGGACGCCAUUGAAGGAAUCGACCUGUACGCAACGGUUCCGGACGGAUGAUGUGUUUGUCAAGUGGAGGGAAUAA
Aspergillus glaucus CBS 516.65 is the source of this 1059-nucleotide messenger RNA. RefSeq names its product O-sialoglycoprotein endopeptidase (gene kae1). The transcript has 2 exons. Gene Ontology annotation, cellular component: EKC/KEOPS complex; cytoplasm. The record is from RefSeq and is a predicted model, not a curated record. Lineage: Eukaryota; Fungi; Ascomycota; Eurotiomycetes; Eurotiales; Aspergillaceae. The coding region runs from base 1 to 1059 and encodes 352 amino acids. Gene Ontology annotation, biological process: tRNA threonylcarbamoyladenosine modification.